AUGAUGACAGACCAAACACCCCGUGAACAUCAAGCCGAAAACUCCGAACCCUCUCUCUCUCAGUCAGAACUAGAGGAGAAAUCCGAGCGGCUCCAUAUUCAUGAUCACGAUCGUAAGGAUUUUACGUCGUUCUGCCAACGUGCCGGAUUACCCACUGCUUUUCGAUACUUGAACUUGCUUGAUGAGGUCUUCAAAAUCUUAGAUGUCGCGAGAAAUGCUCGCUUGGGUGUAAUCAAAUUUGCCACCGGGCAAACAAUAGAACCAUGCGAAAAAAUCAAUACCGCGGCGAAAAUCCGCGCGCUCGAAAGCCCCUUGGUCGUAGGCGAAACAAUUUCGCGUAACAUAAUUGAACCUCCCAUCUUGGCCCUGGACGUUGUUCAGAAAGGCUUUAACUCCGAAUAUACUCUCGACAAAGCUCGUGACGGUACGGACAAUAAAGCUCCGGAUGGUAUGGACAUUGAUUCACCGCCUGACGAUAUGAAGACUCUCGACAAAGCUCCGAAGACUUCCAACAAAGCCCCGAACAUUCCCGACUCGCGGCCCGUGGAACUAAAAGAGUUUCCUGGCGCGAUUCCAGUGGCGAGGUUUCUGGAAACCCUUACCGGAAUUUCAGCAAAUACGCUGCCUCUGGGUUCAAUUGCUAGUGAGCAGAAGAAAAGACUGUUGGAAGAGGGGAUGAUGCAUUGGAAUCACUUCAUCCAAUGCACGAAGACGCCGACGACUGAAUCAUUGAUGGAAGGUCUGCACCGAGGGGUGGCUAUGCAAUGUCAGCAUAGCCAAAAGGCAUUUGAUCAAGUCUUGACAAUCUACUUGAAGGAACGAUCCCGAGAUUUUCUGGAACCGAAAAAUAUCUCAUUCUGUGGUGUCCAGGUCAAGAACGUUCCCCACGACACCGCCGCCCAGAUACAUAUACCAGUCGUUGAUGACCCCUGA
Molecule: messenger RNA, 933 nt
Organism: Puccinia triticina
Lineage: Eukaryota; Fungi; Basidiomycota; Pucciniomycetes; Pucciniales; Pucciniaceae
Exons: 4
Coding region: 1-933 (310 amino acids)
Source: RefSeq, a predicted model, not a curated record